Ruditapes philippinarum (Manila clam) is the source of this 538-nucleotide messenger RNA. Its product is annotated as prostate stem cell antigen-like. The record is from RefSeq and is a predicted model, not a curated record. Lineage: Eukaryota; Metazoa; Mollusca; Bivalvia; Venerida; Veneridae. The coding region runs from base 161 to 538 and encodes 125 amino acids. The transcript has 6 exons.
UCUAUUUUAAGACCUUAGGUUGAACAUUUGAACCGUCGUUUGGUGAUAAAUCCUUUAACAAGGACAAAUAGUUGACGUCAUUUGUGUUCCACUUUAUCGCUAAGAUCGCCUCUACCUAAAACUUAAGACAUUAUAUUGAACGAUUUACAGGGACAAGAAAAUGAUGUUAUAUCUGCUGAGUGUAGCUUUAGUUCUUCAACUCUCCAUUAACGGAACAGCGGCUCUUCAAUGUUACAACUGUUCUAACAUAUCUGAUGCUGGCGAUUGUUUGACGGUAACAGACUGUCGGGCCGGGCAGUCGUGUUACAUGCACAAAGUGUCAUCUGGUAAAAUCGUAACUUUAGGAUGUACAGAUAACCAACAAUGUGGUGUGACACCAGGUUUAGUUGGUAGAGGAGUUGACAAACGACAACAAUCCCAAUGUCACGAGUGUUGCAGCACGGAUAAAUGCAAUAAGAACCUGUGUUCUCAUCUGACACUGCAAAUUCACUUUACGGGUGAUGCUCACGACCUUCCCCCUGGGAAAAUUUCUCAUUAA